UGCAUUUCCUAUAAUUUUACAAACCGAUAAAAGUUUAAAAUGUCUAAAUCGGGUACCAAAAUGCGAUUAAGCGAAGCGAAAACUUUAGAAUUAAUCGAUUUGUACCGAAGAGAGGAGUGUCUCUGGAACUCACGAUUACCCGUCUAUAGAUACAAGACGAAAAGGAACGAAGCUAUCGAACGAAUAGUCAAAGAAUUGAAUGUGAGGAAGCUGGAAGCGCACCACGUUACGACAAAAAUAAAGAAUCUACGUAACUCGUAUUGCGCGGAACUGAAAAAGAUGUCCGGUGGUAGAAGGAGGGAUUCCUUCAAGCCUAAAGUCUGGUUCGCGAAGAUGGAUUCGUUUCUGCGGGCGCACGUGCCGUGUCCGACGCCAGACGCGACUGUAAUGCCAUCCUUGCCCAACGUUAAAAUCGAAAUUGUCAGUGAUUCAGAAGAGAGCGAAUCAAACGUCACCGAGAACAACAAAGAAGACUUACAGAGCUUGAUAAGAACUAUAGAGAAACUUUCUGAGCAGCUAAAGACGAGAACGACCCGAAAGCAAGAUGUUUUCGACGAUUUCGGGACUUAUGUAGCUUCCGUUCUCAGGAGUCUACCGAGUGAGAGAGCAAUGGCGCUCCAGCCGAAGAUCAUAAGCUUGAUUAACUCUUCAGAUGAUAUUAAAUAUGAGUACAAUUAGGUUUGGACACCUUAUGAUUGAUGUUAUGUUUGUCUCGGAUAAUCUAUUCGAGACUGUUUGACGCAUUUAGUUGUUGUUUGUAAACUGUUGUUGUAAAGUAAGUUGUUGUAAACUGGACAGUGUCGUUUUUCGAGAUUUAGGUGCCAAUGAUUUUAAUAUAAACCUAUUUAAGUAGAAAUGCAAUAUUUUGGGUGCUAUUUUUUCGUGGUGGAAAAUGUCAGGACCAUCGUCCCGCACGUUGAAGUGAGGUGAUAUUAUGUGCCACUUUAAAAUCCGGGAAGCUCGGAUUAGCGUCAAAAUGUUACUCUUAUCCAAGAUACGUCAUCUUCUUAUAUCCUCUUCCGUCCGUCCUCUCCUGAGAGAUCAAAUCACUUGAGUUCACAUUUCAACUUUUUGUGAUAUUGAGAGUUAAAGGAAGGAAAAUAUUUAACUAAAUACGUUCUCAAAUGAUGAACCGAAACCGAAUUUAGAGGAU
Messenger RNA from Bombyx mandarina (wild silkworm), 1153 nucleotides. RefSeq lists its product as uncharacterized. The record is from RefSeq and is a predicted model, not a curated record. Lineage: Eukaryota; Metazoa; Arthropoda; Insecta; Lepidoptera; Bombycidae.